Molecule: messenger RNA, 503 nt
Organism: Blastocystis hominis
Lineage: Eukaryota; Bigyra; Opalinata; Blastocystidae
Exons: 2
Coding region: 18-503 (161 amino acids)
Biological process (GO): protein dephosphorylation
Molecular function (GO): protein phosphatase regulator activity
Source: RefSeq, a predicted model, not a curated record
AGUUUGUGAAGCAAGCCAUGUUGCAGACGUUGGGACAUUUAAUCGCGAUUGUCCCAGAACACUUCCACAUCAGCGACGAUCUGAAAACGAGAUAUUUGCAGCUCGAAAACGCCAAUGACGACCUUCCGAACAAUCUCUACGGCCGCUGCUGCGCCUUCUAUUUCCCCGCGGUUUUGAAGUCCAUUUCGGAGACCAAUCGUUUCUGGGAGGACACGAACGGGUGGUACUCGCGUCUGUCGUACCACCAGGACUCGAUCACGUGCCGCAGCCUGGCGUAUUCGCUGCACGUGGUCGCCGAAAUCAUCGGGAGCAAGAACACGGAGAAGUUCCUUCUGCCGAUCCAGGAGCGUUUUCUCGGGGAGAAGGACGACGUGCGCACCGGCGUCAUCAAGAACAUGGCCAAGCUCUGGCGCUUUUUCUCUCCGGAGCGGCGCGAAGAAGCCGCCAAAGUACUCUCGCCUCGCUCCCGCGAUCUUCCGCGUAGAAACUCCCCGAGCUCGUGA